AAAGAAACCAUGAGACGUUGUCUCGUAAUACCCGUCAACACACACACAGUUCUCGUCGGAUUGAUACAGACAUGAACGGCCUAUGAUUUCGUUAAUAUCGAUACUGCAUGCAAAGCAUGAAUGCCUUCCACCAUGCAUUCACAGCCAACAAAGCUUGCAUCCUUCAAAAAACACCCACGAAAAACAGACUAGUCGUUAUUCUCAAUACAGAUAACUGGACUAGUUUUGGCCUCCAAGACAUGAGAUUGGUGCCACCGCUGGGACUGUUAGCAGUGGUUGUGCUGGGAACAUGCAUCCGUUUCCUCUGGCUCAAUGCCCACGACCAACACCAACGGAUUUGUUACACAGGGGCUCUGCCCGAGUCCUCCUCCAUUCGGCCUCGGCGUGCAUUCAAAUCCUACUCAGAAUACAUCCAACUGCAAUUAAACAAAACCCUGAAUCCGCGCCUCAGGGAGGUAUGGACGACCCGAGAUUGGGGAAGAAAAGUGGAGGUGUUCUCGGGCAUAUUUGGGCAUCUGAGGAAACAGGGGGUGGUGGGAGAGCAGUCGAAGGCGUUGUGCAUCGGAGCUCGGGUGGGUCAAGAAGUGGCUGCCCUCAAAGCAAUUGGUGUUGAGGACGCCAUUGGCAUCGACCUCGUUCCCUUUCCUCCUCUGGUUCUCUCUGGUGAUAUGCACUCUCACCCCUUCCAAGACGACACCUUUGAUUUUGAAUUCUCGAAUGCCUUCGACCACGCGCUUUAUCCCACCCUGUUUGUGUCUGAGAUGGAGCGGACCCUCAAGCCUGGUGGCGUUGCCGUCGUACAUGUUUCUGCCCACAGACGGGGAGAUAAGUACUCUGUAAACGAUCUCUUCAGCCCUGCUCCCUUCAUUGCUCUGUUUAAAAGGUCCAGUCUUGUUCAUGUCCGGAAGGUCGACGCCUUCGGGCUCGACACGGAAAUCAUCCUACGUAAGAAUAGUAGUGGGAUUGUGAGUCCGAUUGUAAAAGAAGCCCAUUUGCCCUGUUCAAAUUUUGUUUCUGGAAUGCCAGUGUAAUUGGAAGCCCAAGUAAUACAAUGUCUCGUUCUCU
Cryptomeria japonica (Japanese cedar) is the source of this 1065-nucleotide messenger RNA. RefSeq lists its product as uncharacterized. The record is from RefSeq and is a predicted model, not a curated record. The transcript has a single exon. The coding region runs from base 108 to 1031 and encodes 307 amino acids. Gene Ontology annotation, molecular function: S-adenosylmethionine-dependent methyltransferase activity. NCBI's taxonomy places the organism in Eukaryota, Viridiplantae, Streptophyta, Pinopsida, Cupressales, Cupressaceae.